AUGUUAUUACUAUUAUAUUUUUUACUCGUAAAUGGCGCUUAUGCCAAGCUAGCGAUUAAUUAUGACUCGUUUACGGGAACACCAAUAAGCCUGGAAGAGGUGAAAAGAAGAGAUGAAAGGAACAUAACGUUUUGGUGUACCAAUCAAAUUGAACCCUGCGAUCCAGAAGAGGGAAAACGAGUAGAUGGGUCGUGUAAUAACCUGCGAUAUCCCCAACGAGGUGCACCUCACACGCCCACUUACAGAUUAUUACCCGCUGUCUACGACAAAAAUUUCGAGCCAAAAUUAUCAAAGUCCGGCCAUUCAUUGCCACUGGCGAGGUUCUUGAGGACAAGUCUCCUAGCUGAGGGAAGAUUACCCGAUCAGAAGUUCACAACGCUUGCAACCAACUUCCUAGUUUUUAUGUCGGCAGACGUGCUUUCUAUUCAAGACACAGUUAAGUAUAUCAUUUGGAAGCCGUACUGCUGCCAACGAAAAGGCAAGACGGAUAGAGAUUGCGUUCCAAACAAAAUACCCGAUGAUGAUCCUGUUCAUCGCUUCUCCAACAUAAGAUGUCUGAACUUGACCAGACCUGAAAGUUUUCAAUCUGUCGGUUGCAUCAAAAAUGACACAGUUCCUGAAAGGAUUGUGUCUGCAACACCGGCAUUCGAUCUAUCGCUAUUAUAUGGCACUACAUUACAAUCAUUACUUGAAAAAGGCCGUCUUUUCAAAAGUGGUCUGCUAAAAUAUGAAGUAGAGAGGGGAAGAAUAUGGCCACCUAGUAUAGAAACAGGAAGUGGUCGAUGCUUCUUGAAUCAAAAACCGCAAGAAACCCGAUGUCAUAAUACACCUGAUGACACCAUGAACAGUUUGGCGGGAGUUAAUUUGUUUAGUAUUUGGUUUUGGAGACUUCACAAUUUUAUAGCCACUGGACUAACUAAGAUCAAUCAUUGCUGGGACGAUGACAAGGUGUUUUACACUGCUCGUGAUAUAAAUAUUGCUAUCGCUUCACAAAUAAUUUUAUAUGAGCUAUUGCCCGCCUAUUUUGGUCAUGAAAAUCUAUUAAAAGAUGGAGUACUAUCACCCACGCCUGGAUUCAGAGAUCACUAUAAUGAACACCUCUUCCCUCAAAUAUCACUGGAGUUCCCAUUUGUUUUUCGUUGGUUCCAUACAACGCAGGAAGGAAAUAUGAACUUGUACGACACUCAGGGCAACUAUUUGAAGAAAGUUCCAAUUGUAAACAUAACUCUAAGAACUGGAUUCUUUGGUGUGGACGACAAUAUAGAUUAUGUAACACAAGGAAACUUUAGGCAAGCGACGGGUAAGGCUGACUACAUCGUUGAUCCUGACGUCGCAGAAGUGGGUCUAGGUCCACAGCAACGCGCUACAGAUCUUUUAACGAGCGAUUUGGCGAAGAAUCGGUUAUUUGGUUUCCAGCCGUAUAUUAAAUAUAGAGAAUUUUGUUUCAAACAAUCGUUUAAAAGUUUUGAUGACUUACUUCAAGCUAUUGAUCCAGAGAGAGUCGAACUGCUCAAAGGGGUUUACGAGAACGUGGAAGACAUAGAUCUCAUUGCUGGAAUUUGGCUCGAGAAACUGAUCGAGGGUGGUAAUGUACCACCUACUUUGUACUGUGUUGUGGUGGAACAGUUGCUUAGGACUAUCGCGUCAGACAGACAUUGGUAUGAGCGCCCCAAACGACCGAACGCAUUUACAAAUGAACAACUACAGGAGAUCAGGAAAGCUACGGUGGCGCGCUUGCUGUGUGACGUCGGCGAUAAAGUGACCCACAUACAACGUCAAGCGUUCUACAGGAUAAGCCCAAACAAUCCAUUGUGUGACUGCAAUGACAUUGAUUUUGUUAAUCUCUGGGCGUGGAAGGACCCGACGUGUGGCGAGCAGGGUUCACAAUUUGAUGCAUCCUACAAUACGGCGAAAUUUUUCCAAAACCAGUUCCUGAAAUUAAAAACAAAUGUAUGA
Parnassius apollo (apollo) is the source of this 1956-nucleotide messenger RNA. Lineage: Eukaryota; Metazoa; Arthropoda; Insecta; Lepidoptera; Papilionidae. The record is from the annotation of a GenBank genome assembly.